AUGGAACAUGAAUUUAAAGUGAUUAAGCUUCACGAUGUACCAGAUGUUAUGGAAGAAACAGCUCAGCUUCUUAAUAAUGAAUGGCCAAGAUCCCUUGAAGCGAGGUAUGCCUCUAUAUUUAACACACAAACACAAGUAUUGGUGGUUUUAAGUACUGGUGUAAAGUAGCGGAUGAUGGUUACUGGUCUGCUAGCUAGUUAACCACCAUCUGCUCAUGGUAGUUCUUAGUGAAAACCACCAAUAUGCAUAUGGGCCCAACCAUGUCAGUUACAGCAGAAGUUCACUCAGUCAAUAUACUGUUUUUGUUGAAAUUAACCCAUUAGUCAAAAGUGGAAUAACUGAUAAUGAAAAAUUUUGAACUUUACCCUAGAUGCAAUGUCAUUAGUCAGUCGUCAGAUGAUCUACCUUGCUCCUUUGUUUUACUAAAAGUCUCAACAGCUGGCAAUGUACGAACAGUGGUGGGAUUCAGCCGCCUCUCCAAAGUUUUGCAAAAACCAAACUCGGCUCUGGUUGAAUCAGGUAAAUUUGAACAUAUAUAUUAGAACUGCCGGGCAGGUUCUAUGUGUUUAUUUACUGGGUCACCAAUUUAAUUCUGAUAAUUUUGGUAUUUUUCUAGUAAUUGUAGACAAAACCUUAAGAGGAUGUGGCUUGGGCAAAAUGAUAAUGAGACAUACUGAAGAAUUCGCUCUAAAGUAUGGAGUAUGAAAUAAUGGGUAUUUAGUUGUCAUCUGAUCAUUAGAAUGUACAGUAUAACUAAUUUUCUGUACUUUAACAAUGUUGUUACUUGGUGUUAAUGUGUGUUCAUGUACUAGGCAUGGGUUUGAAAUUAUUCAUCUCUCAACAAAAAACAAACAGUCAUUCUAUGAACAUCUUGGUUACUCUUUAUCAACACCAGUAUCUGCUGAAACAAAAGUUUCCAGAUUUUUUUCAAAAUCACAGGUACUUGUUGGACUAGUUGUCAAUCUUCUUUAAUGAUGUUGGUGGUGAAUGAAAGCCUUAUUUUUUAAUGAAAUCUAUUUAAUUUUUGAAAAAUACAAUUUCAGAUUGAAAAGGCAGAUGAUUAUGCUAAGCAUGAAAAGAGGAUCGACUCAAUAAAGACUGCAAGUGAUUUAGAAACUGAAGAAAUAACAGAGCCUUCUCAAAGUGGUGUACCAUCGUCACCAGCAUUGUCAAUACCACCACCACUACUGUCAAUACCACCGCCACCACCACCACCAUUAUCAAUACCACCACCACCACCAUCAAUACCUUCAGCACCAAAGAAACAGAUUUCAUCAUCAGUUAGCAAGAAUGUUGAAAGAGGAAGCAAAGGCUAUGUGUGGAUGAAAAAACAACUUUAUGACCCUGGUAAUCCACUAUAGUGAAUGCAUUUCAGAAUGUCAGCUCCUAUUCCAAAUGUAUCAGUUGUUAACGUACCUUCCCCCUCCCUCUUUUUCUCCUCCCACACGAGAUUGUAACACUAUUAAUUAAAAAUACAUCUAUAAAAUGUCAAUGUUUAAAAUGCUUGGAGCCUUGGAUGUCGUUUUUACUAGUAAAGAUAAAUAUAUCAUAUUAAGUAAGUCUGAUGGUAAAUUCCCACAAACGUGCCAAAUGACAUUGUAUGUAUUCCCUUGGGACUUAACCUUAUGUAAUGAAUUAUUUUUGUUAUUAUUGAUUAUGCUUUGCCAUAUAUGGACAUAUUGCAAGUCUCUACAUUCCCGUCAUGCGGGUGUCGCCCGCUCAAACCUGUUUUUCUCGAUUGUUUUACGUCAUGUGACGUCACCAUUGUGCUGAAAUAGCCAUUCUGAUUGGUCGAGACUCCUGGAAAACCUGUUUUUCCUGUAUGAACAAGUCUAUUUGUGCGUCAUCAAGGAAAUCGUGCGUGAGUGUGUGGUUCUUGUUGGGGAAGGACGUAUAUAUUAAUUUCGUUUCGUUUCUAAAUUAAUCUACGUUUCAUAGCCUUCAACGGCUUUGUUUCACGCCGAAACUUAGUGUAUUCCGAAGUAUAAUAGAUAAGAAACAUCAUAAGAAAACGUUGCGUGUUUUUGGGUACAAUUUCACCGAGGAAAAGCUCCUUUGAAAGGCGAACAAGACGAAGCCAUUUUGUCGCUUCGCUCGUGGCAACCGCUAAACAGAAGCGACCUUACUCGGUCAAAAAGGGCAAAUUUGUUCUCUUUUUUACACUAGAACGGUAUUGUUUAAAAAGAAGAAACCUUUGGGAUCAAGAAACCGAACGAAACGAUAAAUUUUGA
This is a messenger RNA of Paramuricea clavata, 2231 nucleotides long. NCBI's taxonomy places the organism in Eukaryota, Metazoa, Cnidaria, Anthozoa, Malacalcyonacea, Plexauridae. The record is from the annotation of a GenBank genome assembly.